AUGGAGGCCCACCACGCCCCCAACUGGUCGCGCAAGCAGCACGUCGACGGCGCGCACGACAAGCCGAGCGCCACGUCCGGGAGCCACGGCCGGCGGCCGCACAACGCGACGAAGCCGAAGACGAAGCACGCGCCCAUCGACGGCGAAGCCUGGUCCCACGCCGACGCGCGGGCGGCGCGGCUGGGUAGGACCGAAUCACUGAGCGGCUAUCUGUUCGGUUCAGCGUUUUCAGCGCCCGAACGGCAGCGCCCGGCCGAAGAGAAUAGAAGAUUGUGGCCCGAAGAACACGACGAGGACGCGGCGACCUACUUCACGCCCUUCGACGAAGGUAGAAGUGGUGUGAGACCGGACGGCCCCGAGACGACGUCCACGGGCGAGAACAAAUUCCACCUAGAAUUUCAGGGCAACCACGAGCCCCACGACGGCGAGUGCGAAGCGGUAAGGUUGCCCGGUGAAGACCACCGGCCCAUCGACGAGGACGAGCCGUUGUACGCCGGAAAUGUUAGAUUAGCAGAAGUAUUAGGAGAGCGAAAGGAGUCCUUCGACCUCACACCGCGCUUCUACGGCCCCGACGAGGCUCGAGCUCAUGUUUUGGAGCGGGACGAGCCGCAGCCCGAGUUCGACGUUGCUGGACAUGUGCGCCUCAAACCAGCUCUACACGAGGAGACGCCGGACCUAUUAGCGCUGGUUGGUCCGGGUUGA
Pelagomonas calceolata is the source of this 702-nucleotide messenger RNA. The record is from the annotation of a GenBank genome assembly. Lineage: Eukaryota; Pelagophyceae; Pelagomonadales; Pelagomonadaceae.